AUAAUUAUUGCUAAAGUAAUCACAAGGGGGUGGUAGACAGUAGCAUUUGAAUUUAUGAGCCAGCAAGCGCAAUAAAGCAACACUCAGCGGAAAAUCAAGAUGGCGGACGAAAAGCCACGAUUUUACACUUUGAGAAAACACAAGAAAAAAUCCAUUGUAUUUGCAGCUUUUGGUUUGUGGCUGGUGAAAUAUGGAGUUAAUAGGUUUAGGGAAUAUUUGACAAGGAGAGAAUUUUGUCAGGAAGCAAAGGUGUAUGCAGAAGAAACGACGCCUGCAUUAAAGAAACCGAGACGGUUUAUGUUGUUGUUCAAUGCAACGGCUGGGAAAGGUGAGGCAGAAAAGCUUUUUCAGAGAAAUGCAGAGCCACUCUUUCAUCUUGCUGGAUUAGACGUAACGAUCAUCAAGACUGAUUAUGAAGGUCAAAUCAAGACACUGAUGCAGUAUUUGGAUCCAAGUAUUGAUGGGAUUAUCGUUGCAGGAGGAGAUGGUACAUUGCUUGAAGUAGUCACAGGAUUACUGAGAAGACCAGAUCAGGAACAGCUUUCCAAAAUUCCAUUUGGGGUAAUCCCAAUUGGUACCAAAAACACAUUUUAUAAAAAGAUCUUUGGCAACAGUGAACUAGCCCAAGCAAAGGAGAUUGGUCAAGCUGCUAUGGCUAUAGUCAAAGGCAACACUCAUUCUAUUGAUGUUAUGGAAAUUAAGGGAGAGGGAGGAAGACCUACCUAUGCAUUAAGUGGAUUACAGUGGGGAGCAUUCCAGGAUGCUGCUGAAAGCUACGACAAAUAUUGGAUUACUGGUCCAUUCAGAAAGAAGAUGGCAUAUAUUGCUGCUACAUUCAAAAAUUGGCCACCUACCCAUCAAGCACUCUUAUCAUACCCCACUAAGUUUACCCCUAAUAACACAACUCUACCUGCGAGCUCUACAAGCAAGACUGGUGGUCUGAUAACCUCACCCCUUACUGCACGCACCAUGGCAAGUGUAUUAGAUGCUCAGGGUGAAAUAAAUGACGGCAGUGGAAGUGGUUAUUGCACCUUAGACGGAUGGGUUCACAACCCAUUGGAAACUCUUGGAAUGUCAAUACACUUAAUAAAAAAUAUUCAGGGUAAACCAGCUCUCAAUGUAAGAGUAUGGCCUCCAGUCUUACCAAAAAUGGAUUUCAUAAAGAUGGGCUGGAAAAUGGAUAAAAAUAGUCAAGAAUCUGAUGGAGAAUCAGAAACCUUUAAAUGCCUUGAAGUACAAGAACUUAAACUAGAACCCAAAGACGAGGAAGGUUCAUGGUUUAAUAUUGAUGGAGAACCUUUUGAUGCUCGACCUGUACAUAUCACACUUCACCCAGACAAGUUGAAGGUCUUUUGUGGCAAAGAUUAGGUGGAUAUCAGCCAUACACUGGACACCGAUCAACACAAAACAAGAGAGAUACGAAAUACGAGAAACUUGAGUUUAAGAAAUAAAAAAUUCAAUUUUUUAUUCA
Actinia tenebrosa (Australian red waratah sea anemone) is the source of this 1471-nucleotide messenger RNA. RefSeq names its product acylglycerol kinase, mitochondrial. Lineage: Eukaryota; Metazoa; Cnidaria; Anthozoa; Actiniaria; Actiniidae. Gene Ontology annotation, molecular function: ATP-dependent diacylglycerol kinase activity; acylglycerol kinase activity; ceramide kinase activity. Gene Ontology annotation, biological process: ceramide biosynthetic process; phosphorylation; sphingosine biosynthetic process. Gene Ontology annotation, cellular component: membrane; cytoplasm; mitochondrion. The record is from RefSeq and is a predicted model, not a curated record.